AUGCCCUCCUACAAGACUGGCCUGCCUACCGUGCGGCGCUCUGCUGGGCCCGGGCCCAAGAGUACAGGGCAGAAGCGCAGGGGCCGGCCGCCGCGCCAGCCGUCGCCGACGCCGCGGGAGGUCUACGAGAGGCAGGCGGCGCCUAGGUACAUGCCAUUCCUGUGCGAGUGGCCCGGCUGCAAGGCGGAGCUGCAAAACCUCACGAGGCUGCGGAAGCACAUCCACGUCGUCCACGGGCAGAUGGACCCGCUGCUGUGCCGGUGGGCGCACUGCAACGACAGAGACCUGGUGUUCGCGCAGAAAUUUGAGUUCCAAGACCACGUGGACGAGGAGCAUCUCACUCCGUUUGUCUGGCACGUCGGGGACGGACAGCGGAAUGAGCGGCCCAUAACCAAGGCGGAUGAGAUCUCGGAAAAGCUGCCGGCUUACCUGCUCGGCCCGAACGGCGAGCAGGUGACGCCGUGGGUGAAGGACCAGGAGAUCCAAGACAUCCUGACGUGGCGGGAGAACCGACGACGGCUCAAGCACAUCCUCAUGCAGCGGGACGCUAACGCUCCAAGCGAGGAUGAGGAUGAGGUUGAGGACUCGUCGAAUGAAGAGCCUCUUCCCGGCUAG
Molecule: messenger RNA, 615 nt
Organism: Diaporthe citri
Lineage: Eukaryota; Fungi; Ascomycota; Sordariomycetes; Diaporthales; Diaporthaceae
Exons: 1
Coding region: 1-615 (204 amino acids)
Source: RefSeq, a predicted model, not a curated record